Parathielavia appendiculata is the source of this 764-nucleotide messenger RNA. RefSeq lists its product as uncharacterized. Bases 57 to 569 code for a protein of 170 amino acids. Lineage: Eukaryota; Fungi; Ascomycota; Sordariomycetes; Sordariales; Chaetomiaceae. The transcript has a single exon. The record is from RefSeq and is a predicted model, not a curated record.
GACGUCGUCUGUCCAACAGCAACCCGGACCAUCCAGAACCGGGGCUGUGGCAAGACAUGCCCCUUUUCGGAUUGCACCUUCCGGACCACAAUCCAGAACCCCUGCAACUGUCCGUCCGCCUUCCCCACAGCCACGCUCAUCGCCCCCUGCGAGGCCGAGUGCCCUUACCAAGGCUGCGACAUCGAGUUCCGCACGGCCACGAUGCCCUGCCCAACAAAAACCACGACGACGUCAACCAGGCGGCCGACGACAACAACGAGGAGGAGCACCACCUCCACCACCCGCCAGACAACGUCCGCCUCCUCGACGCCGACGCGCGUGAUCACGAGCAUCGUCACGCUGCCGCCCAAGUUCAGCUCGACGACGAAGUCGUCGUCGACGCCGUGCCCCAAGGUUACGCGCACGACCAGACCGGCCGACUGCCCCACGAUGCGAUGCCCUGUGCCGACAUGCCGCGUGACGACGACGAUGAAUGUGCCGUGCGGGUGCGAGCCCAGGACGGUGCUGUACGUGACCGGGUGUGCUACGGCGUGUCCUACGGGUUGUCUGACGCGGACUUCAACGUUUAGUGCGGUGUGCUAGGAACGGCAGCAGGCAUGGUUUCGUGUGGAUAACCGUUGUGAUUCAACUUGAGUUUUAAAAUGGUGCUCUGCUUGCCCUCUUGUUGCUCAGGUCAGGAGAGCCCUGGACCACGGAGAGUGCCGACGCCAAGACGCCGGCAGCCGCCGGGUAGGUCAGGUCCAACUUGGCUUCCAAGUUUUGAG